Messenger RNA from Osmerus eperlanus (European smelt), 9885 nucleotides. It is a transcript of the gene cacna1bb, whose product is annotated as calcium channel, voltage-dependent, N type, alpha 1B subunit, b. Gene Ontology annotation, cellular component: voltage-gated calcium channel complex; membrane; neuronal cell body. Gene Ontology annotation, molecular function: high voltage-gated calcium channel activity. The record is from RefSeq and is a predicted model, not a curated record. Lineage: Eukaryota; Metazoa; Chordata; Actinopteri; Osmeriformes; Osmeridae. Gene Ontology annotation, biological process: chemical synaptic transmission; calcium ion import across plasma membrane.
GAAUGGAUGUAGACCUAUUAUGAGUAGCCUAAGGCUUUGUGUAGGCUACCCUGGUUUAUGGAGAGGUCUUUGAGUCCAACUCCAAAUGUCAACAAAGCCAGCUAGAGAAAAUCAGGAAGUCGCUGAUUGUGCAGCAGCUGGCCUUUUAGGCCUCGCCGUGAUGAUUGCUCCCUUCCUGAUUACUCGGACAUGGCUAAAAUCUCAGUUGAUAAUUAAAUCAGAGACAUUUCUCCUGGAGAACUAAAGACAUUGAUGCUGAUAACAAGGUUCUCAAUCUCAACUAGCGGGACCGGAAAUCUUUUUCCCGCAUUCCAUGGGAGAAAACAGAGGCACUCUUUUCAGGCCAUUGUCCAUGAAUUCUUGUUCCAGUAAGCAGGCAUAUAAUAAUUCUUACAGUUUCAAGAAGUAAUCAUAACUUGGCAUUUACCUUGAGUCUGGAAAGCAACAGUUGGUCAGCUAAGGAAUCAGCCAUGAGGCGACCGACCCCCGAAAACUCCACAUGGGCGGAAAGGCGUUCAACUGUGGUUUAUGCCUUGCGCUCUACCACCUUUAACACUUGGAGGAUGCUGACUAUGGGUGCGGAAUACGGCGCCUGGGCUCAGUCUCCAGCGGGAUUCCGUAGACGGCAAGCUGUGGUGUGUGACAGCGAUGAUGAAACUGACAGUUGUGUUGACCAUGAACAGUCAUGGAGAACCGAGAAUAUGGAUAAUACACAGUAUGACAGAGUUUAUCAACUCAGUGAGCCCGUUGCUUCCGAAGAGAGAGGCAUACGACGCAUUAUUCGUAAACACGACGCCCUGAACAGCACACCUUGGUCCAGCAACAGAAUGGCUCGCUUCGCAGAAGAUCUACCCACCCGCUAUGGUGGCGGAGGCGGCGGUAGAGGGGCGCCGGGCGCCGGUAGAGGGGGAGCCCGGGUUGGUGGUGCUCCAGGCGGCCAAAGGAUGUACAAGCAGUCGAUGGCUCAGAGAGCCAGGACAAUGGCUAUAUACAACCCCAACCCUGUCAAACAGAACUGCUUCACUGUCAACCGGUCCUUGUUCAUCUUUCGAGAGGACAAUCUCAUAAGGAAGUAUGCAAAGCGAAUAACUGAAUGGCCUCCGUUUGAGUACAUGAUACUGGCAACCAUCAUCGCAAACUGUAUCGUGCUGGCGCUGGAACAACACCUGCCGGCCAGCGACAAGACGCCCAUGUCAGAACGCCUGGACGACACAGAGCCCUACUUUAUUGGAAUAUUCUGUUUUGAGGCCGGCAUUAAGAUCAUUGCCCUGGGCUUUGCGUUUCACAAAGGCUCCUACCUCCGAAACGGCUGGAACGUAAUGGACUUCGUGGUCGUCCUCACUGGCUGUGCUCUGCUCCCUCGUGGUUUCCAGUCUGGUAGAACAGAACCUGCCAAGAUGGCGGCAGCACAGACAGCUUUCCGCUCGCUUGCAUCUCUCCCAGGCCAGAUACUUGCAUACUGGAUCGGACCCAACUUCGGCAUCACCAACUUCGACAACAUCCUGUUUGCCGUGCUCACGGUCUUCCAGUGCAUCACCAUGGAGGGCUGGGUGGACAUCCUCUACAACGCCAACGAUGCCUCGGGGAACACGUGGAACUGGCUCUACUUCAUCCCUCUCAUCAUCAUCGGCUCCUUCUUCAUGCUUAACCUGGUGCUGGGAGUCCUGUCAGGGGAGUUUGCCAAGGAGAGAGAGCGUGUGGAGAAGAGGCAGGAGUUCCUGAAGCUGCGCAGACAGCAGCAGAUCGAGAGGGAGCUGACUGGAUACCUGGAGUGGAUCUGCAAGGCGGAGGAGGUGCUGCUGGCGGAGGAGGAUGAGAACGCGGAGGAGCGCUCACCCCUGGACGUGCUGAAACGAGGGAAGGUGAAAAAGGGCAAGAACGACCUGAUCGCAGAAGAAGAAGGAGUGGAUCACUUCACGGACCUGUCCUCCGCAGUCCCCCCAGGCUCCCCGUUCGGGCGUGCCAGUGUGAAGAGCAGUAAGAUGGACAGCUCUUCGUAUUUCCGUCGGAAGGAGAAGAGGAUUCGCUUCUUCAUCCGGCGCAUGGUGAAGGCCCAGAGCUUCUACUGGAUCGUCCUGUGCCUGGUGGGGCUGAACACGCUGUGCGUCGCCAUCGUGCACUACGACCAGCCCGACUGGCUGACCAAGGCUCUCUACCUGGCGGAGUUUGUGUUCCUCGGGCUGUUCCUGUCUGAGAUGGCCUUGAAGAUGUACGGCCUGGGAGCCCGGAACUACUUCCACUCCUCUUUCAACUGCUUUGACUUUGGCGUGAUAGUUGGGAGUAUUUUCGAGGUGAUCUGGGCGAUGAUCAAACCAGGAGCCUCGUUUGGCAUCAGUGUUCUGAGAGCGCUUCGUUUGCUUAGGAUAUUUAAAGUCACUAAGUACUGGAACUCUCUGAGGAACCUGGUGGUGUCUCUGCUCAACUCCAUGAAGUCCAUCAUCAGCUUGCUGUUCCUCCUCUUCCUCUUCAUCGUGGUGUUUGCUCUGCUGGGCAUGCAGCUGUUCGGAGGACAGUUCAACUUUGAAGAAGAGACUCCAACCACCAACUUUGAUACUUUCCCGGCGGCCAUUUUGACCGUGUUUCAGAUUCUGACGGGGGAGGAUUGGAACGCGGUCAUGUAUCACGGGAUCGAGUCUCAGGGCGGCGUUCGGAGGGGAAUGUUCUCUUCCGUCUACUUCAUCGUUCUCACGCUCUUCGGAAACUACACGCUCCUGAACGUCUUCUUGGCCAUCGCCGUCGACAACCUUGCGAACGCCCAGGAGCUGACCAAGGACGAGGAGCAGCAGGAGGAGGCAGCCAAUAAGAAGCUGGCCUUGCAGAAAGCCAUGGAGGUGAAGGAAGUCAGUCCCAUGUCAGCGGCCAAUAUCUCCAUCGCUGCUUUUGUAAAGCAAAAUCGAGAGGCGCUCUCUCGCAGGUCUUCCGUCUCCAGCAUACACUCACCCAUGGAGCAGCAGCGUUGCAACAAGGCCAUGUCGGUGUGGGAGCAGCGCACCAACGUGCUGCGACGCCACAACCUGCGAGCGAGCAGCGAGGCGCUCUUCAACGAGCUGGACCCCGAGGAACGCCUCCGUGUGUCCUCCGCCCUCAACCUGCGCCCCGACAUGAAGACCCACCUGGACCGCCCCCUGGUGGUGGAGGCGGGGAACGCCGACAAGCCCCGCCCCCCGGAGGCGGAGCCCUGCGACGAGGCGCCGUCGGACGGCCAGGCCCCGGUGUCCUCGUCCUCCGCGCACCCCCGCAAACACCACCGGCACCGGGAGAGGCCCGGGGAGAACGGCGGGGCGGCGGAGGGGAGAGGCAGCCGACACCACGCCCAUCACAGCCGCGGUCGGGAGCAGGGGGACGGCCCCCGGGGCCUCCAGGGGACGGGCGAGAGGAGCCGGGAGGGGGGCCCGACCCGCAAGCACCACCACCAGGGAGGCUCCCCGGAGGAGGGCGGGGGGGUGAACGGGGGCGAGGAGAGGGACCAUCGGCACCACCACGCCCACCACCCGCCCCGGGAGGGCAACGGCGCCCUGGCGAACGGGGCGAGGGCGGAGCGGCGGGGGCGAGGCCAGCGGGACGGGGGAGGGGAGGGGAACGGGGAGCGCAGGAGACACCGCACGCGGAUGGUGCGAGCCCAGUCCACUCUGGACGGGGAGGAGGGGAGAGAGAGCGGAGAGAGGGAGGGGGAGAGGGGCGCCGGAGGACACAGGAGCAGGCAGAUGGAUCCAGAGACUGGCCCCCCUCCCGGAGGGGCCCCCCUCGGGCCCCCGCUGGCCCCUGAAGGACUGCUGAGAGAAGAAGGGGAGAAACAGGAGGAUGAGGACAACCUGAAGAACACCACGCGUGACGGCCGGGCCGGCCUCAACAGCAACACCAUCCACAUCCCAGUUACCGUCACCUCCCCCCCUGGGGAGACCACCGUCAUACCCAUGAACAACAUAGACUGUGAGAGCCUGGCUCUGGCGGAGGAGAAGAAGGAUCUGGAAGAGAAUGGUGCCCCGGGCCCCAGACACAUCCUGCCCUACAGCUCCAUGUUCGUGUUCGGACAGACCAACCCGGUGCGUCGCCUGUGUCACUACGUGGUGAACCUGCGUUACUUUGAGAUGUGCAUUUUGAUGGUGAUCACCAUGAGCAGCAUCGCCCUGGCGGCCGAGGACCCCGUCCAGGCUAACGCUCCGCGCAACAACGUGCUCAAGUAUCUGGAUUACGUGUUCACUGGGGUGUUCACCUUCGAGAUGGUGAUUAAGAUGAUUGACCUCGGCCUCAUCCUCCACCCUGGCGCGUAUUUCCGGGACUUGUGGAACAUCCUGGACUUCAUCGUGGUCACUGGGGCUCUGGUGGCCUUCGCCUGCUCGAGCCUUAUGGGAUCGCAGCAAAGCGUGGCCAGAGGGACCAAAGGCAAAGACAUCAACACCAUCAAGUCUCUCAGGGUGCUGCGUGUGCUACGACCCCUCAAGACCAUCAAACGGCUGCCCAAGCUCAAGGCGGUGUUUGACUGCGUGGUCAACUCUCUGAAGAACGUGCUGAACAUCCUCAUCGUGUACAUGCUGUUCAUGUUCAUCUUCGCCGUCAUCGCCGUGCAGCUCUUCAAGGGGAAGUUCUUCUACUGCACCGACGAGUCCAAGGGCCUCGAGAAGGACUGCAGAGGUCAGUUCCUGGACUAUGACCAUGACGAGGUGGCAGCCCAGCCCAGGGAGUGGAGGAAGUACGAGUUCCACUACGACAACGUCCUCUGGGCCUUCCUCACCCUCUUCACUGUCUCCACCGGAGAGGGCUGGCCAAUGGUCCUAAAGCACUCGGUUGACGCCACAUACGAGGACCAGGGUCCUAGUCCGGGGUUCCGCAUGGAAACGUCCAUCUUCUACGUGGUGUACUUUGUGGUGUUCCCCUUCUUCUUCGUCAACAUAUUCGUGGCCCUCAUCAUCAUCACCUUCCAGGAGCAGGGAGACAAGGCCAUGUCAGAGUGUAGCCUGGAGAAGAACGAGAGAGCGUGUAUCGACUUUGCCAUCAAUGCCAGGCCGCUGACCCGCUACAUGCCCCAGAACAAGCAGUCCUUCCAGUACAAGAUGUGGAAGUUCGUGGUGUCUCCACCCUUUGAAUACUCCAUCAUGACCAUGAUCGCCCUCAACACCGUGGUGCUCAUGAUGAAGUUCCACGGAGCCCCAGACCUGUAUGAGUCCAUGCUGAAGUACCUGAACAUCGUGUUCACCAGCCUCUUCACCCUGGAGUGCAUCCUGAAGAUCAUCGCCUUCGGACCGCUGAACUAUCUGAAAGCAGCGUGGAACGUGUUUGACUUUGUGACCGCUGGGAGCAUCACAGACAUCUUGGUCACGGAGAUCAAGGUGCUCUUGGCCACUUUGAACUCCUCGUUCUCUCUUCAGCGAUUGGUCAGGAUGAAUAUGCCCAUCGCCGAUGACAACACGGUGCAUUUCACUUCCACCCUGAUGGCUCUGAUCCGCACAGCUCUGGAGAUAAAGCUGGCGUCAGGGGUAUUGGCCCAGAGGCUUUGUGACGCUGAGCUGAAGAGAGAGAUCUCCAGAGUCUGGCCCAACCUUCAACAGAAGACUGUCGACCUACUGGUUACACCCCAUAAACACAAGGAGCUGACAGUGGGGAAGGUCUACGCCGCCCUCAUGAUCUUCGACUACUACAAGCAGAACCGAGCCAAGAAGCUCCAGCAGCAGCAGGCUCCAGGGAGCACGCAGAGACAAGGGGGUUCCCUCUUUAGACCCAUGCUGCCCCUCGCCCACAUACAGGAGCAGGACACGCCCCCUCUCAGCCUCCAGGCCGACACCCCCUCGCAGCCUGAGGCCCCGCCCACCACCACCUCGCUAACCAAUGACAAUGCAGUAACAAGCCAGACAGAUGCCAUAAGGGAAUCAGAGGAUGCACCAACUUUACAAAACCUCAGUAACGGCAACGAAUCUUUGGAGACGAGUCGGCUGGAGAACGAUUCGGACGUGGAGGGCUUCCCUGGAGGGCCGUGGCAGAGCCGCCUCAUGCCCAGGCUCAACGCUGAAUACUACCGGAGCCACCCUCGCCACGCCCCUGGGACCCACCUGGCACCCAUCGCUGACCUCAGCCCCAUCCGCCGCUCGGCGUCCACGCUGACCCCCCAACGCCCCCUGGAGGCGGGUUUGGGGGACUAUGCCCUGCAGCGGCCCGCCCAGGGGUCGGCGACGGGGCAGGACAGGGCGCACCACCGCCAUCACCACCACAGCUGCCAGCGACGCCGGGACAAGGACAGGAAGCAGAAGUCUCUGGAUGGAGCGACCAGUGUUCAGCCUGCCAGCAGCACGGGUUCCCCCUCCGACCCCCCUGUGGAGGGGGCGUGCAGGGAGAGGGCGCGGGAACGCGGGCGGCCCCAGGAGCGGAGGUACCACUCGGUGACGGGGGAGAAGCAGCGGUACUACUCCUGCGAGCGCUACGGAGCCAGGGACCCCGGCCACGCCCGCUCUGCCGGGCCCAGCCGCUCCACCUCACCGGGGGAGGGCCCCGACGCCGGCCUGCUCAAACUGGUUAAAGGAACCCCCCCGGUCCAGACCUCAGGCUCCACGACACCCAGAGGGCGUCGGCAGCUUCCCCAGACCCCCCUCACCCCCCGGCCGGCCGUGGCCUACAAGACCGCCCACUCCUCGCCCGUCCAACCCGCCGCAACGCCCCCCUGCCGCCUCAGCAGGGGGCUGUCCGAGCACGACGCCCUCCUUAGCGGCCACGACCGAUCCCCCGUACCGGUCACCCGCAUCGGCUCCGACCCCAACCUGAGCCCCCGGGCGUGGGACAGGCCUCCACGCGGCCUCCUGGAGGAGACGGAGGACUUCCAGGACGCCGUGAGCACCCACGGAGGGCCCAGAGCCUCUCCCAGGACAGCUGCCCCGGCCUCGACCCCGGCCUCACGCGGGGGGGGCGUCGGGCCCUCCACGGCCCCCACACAGGGCAGGGCGGGGGUACCGAACGGGUUCCACUUCACCCUGGGGGUCAACGCCGGCGCCAGGGGCACUGGAGGGUUUCGGGAGAGGGAGGAGGAGGAGGACUGGUGCUAGCUAGUUUGGCGGAACUCUUCCCCCUCCCCUCGUCAUCUGCCUGAUCCGAAAGCGUUUUAGCUUGAGCGUCGAUGGACUCCCGUCGUGUUUUGGACGGGUGGUCGGACUGCGGGCUGACGUCAGCUUUGGAGCGCCCAGAGGAGUCCAAAGGAGAAGGGAAGGGUGUUGUGUACGUUUGAAAAGAAACUACUGGACGGUACUUAAAAAGGAAAACCCUUCCUGUUUGUAGUGUUGUCCUCUCUUUUUUUAAAACAAAAGACGUCUUUUUUCUACUCCCUUCUUGCACUGAAACUGAAACUCGUCUCGAUUGUGUGAGCGAAGUGCAGAGCACACGUUACAUCCCUACGCGUGUUCUACCUUGAGCGGUAAAAUGUUUUUGUUUUAGAAGAAGAUUGAAGAAAAAGAAGCCAAAAUGUCUUCCUACUUUGAGUGGGGUUGGGGGGCAAAGACUGUGAACUGUGUUUUCGAUGAGCUGAAAUUACAAACCCCUCAGAAUGCCAAUCAUCCUAGCUGGCCUGUUCCUGUGAAAUAGUCUGUUGCUGUCCGAUCUGUUGGCCAUGUAUUGGAAGCAGGACUCAUGAGACCAGACCUCACGAUGAUGAAAAUGCACUACCACUCCACCCUUUUCCUUGCAGCAGAAGAUCCUUUAGUAUGACCUUGUUCUCUUGCUAGCUCAGAAUUCGAGGUUCUAGCAGAUAGACCCCUCUUCUUUAAUCAGUAGUUAGGACUAUAUGUUUGUGUAGUUGUAGAUCUUCUGUGGUCUCAUGCAGUCUGCUCACGACACGAUGAACGCAAAAUGUAGUUGUUUUCUACAAAACUACGGUGGAUUGAAUAUCUUUUCACAGCUUUCUUGUUUUUGUAAAUGAUUGAGAGUGUACAGUGGUCAGGUAGGUCAGCUCUUGCUAACACGAUGCUCUGGUUGCUGAAUUACCAAGUGCCUGUCAUUUAAAGAUGUAUUAUUGUACAGUUGUGAUGCAGCCUGACUUGUAGAUGGGACUCAUGUAGAACAUGGGAUGUGUUAUGAAGAUGAUAUAAACUGGUUAUGCAUAGGAAGACAGUUAUUUAGGUUGUAAUAUAAAGUGAAAUGGUUGGUGGAGCUGGAAGAAAUUAAACCAAUUGCUGGUUUUUGAUAGAACGAAGCAUUUGUUUUCAUCUCCGAUGAGGGAAAAUAAUGCACAAAAAAAGAUUUUUUGUAUUCAUAAAUAUACAAUUUUUAAUUGAUAUAGUUGUAAGUAAGAGUUAGAGAUCCAAAGCAAGCGAUAUACUGCAUGCCGAGGGAUCUUGAAAGUGUCCACGUUUGUCGGUAACUGACUAGAGUCGCCUGUCGAGCUUUCUGCCUUUUUCUUCCAAAAUAAACAAAACUGCCAGAAAGAGUUGGUAGGAACAGAUGUGUAAUGGGAAAAAAGUGCCAUUGUGAUUCCCUCCAAACAAGGAAAGUUUCACUUUACCGUUUUAUGUUUUUCUAUUAUUGUACUUUUGUUCUAAAUUAUAUAUAUAUAUAUAUAUAUAUCAUGUUCGGAAUCCUUACCUUGUCUCUCUGAAUCCUGGAGGAGGUUCUGUGCUUAAGAAAACGACCACAAAGAAGCGUGCCACCUUUGCCCGAAAAUCCUGGGUUUGUUUUCUUCCAGGUCUGUCUCUCCUGAGGGCAGGACUUUAAGAUAGGUCCUGCGGAGGGAUUGACCCUAAAGGUCAAAGGGGUUAUUCUAAAUAUUAUCCUAUCAUAGGCAAAAAGGGUUGUGUUGACUGUUGCCUUACAGUAGGGCUAUGCAACAAGAAGACACUCCAGCCAGCCUGUAGCUUUACCCUCUGGGGAACCCAGAUUCACGCUUUAGCAUGAUUGUCACCAAAAUUUUACAUUUGAUUUAUUUAGGAGUUGUAAAUUGUACAGUGAAUAUAGUAUAAUGUGUAAAGUUAUUGGAAAUUACAUUUAGGCACAACCGGUAUUGAAUCUUUCACAAUAUGUGAAACGGCAUUUUGAGUUAAUCAAGUUGACUGCAUGUUCCCUGAUAGAACCAUGAAAAAUGUGUUUUUAUCGUAUUGAAUCAGAAGUCACAUAUUUAUUUUUGUUUCCUAUUGUCAAAUCCUGUAGGCUAUAUUGUGCAAUCUCUUUGAUGGAUAGUAAACAGGUGAAUUAUUAGAAAUGAAAUAUGGACAUGGUUAUGCUUCUUAGGGAGAGGUAAUGUUGUAGAUUGAAGGAAUGUUCCCUGGCCUAUAAAUGUCCUUGUUUGUUUUGCCAUACUUUGUGUGUGCGUGUGUGUGUGUGUGUGUGUGUGUGUGUGUGUGUGUGUGUGUGUGUGUGUGUGUGUGUGUGUGUGUGUGUGUGUGUGUGUGUGUGUGUGGAGGAUUUGGCAGUCCCUUUGUCUGAACCAUGGUCACCCCUCAUCUGAACCCAUCCUCUAUCAGUGUUCCACAUUAGAGGCUUCGCAUGUUUGUCUCCACAGUACAUACCUCAUCUAGUUUGACAUGGCUUUGUUCCUUGGACAUGUUUGCAUGUUACUGUACGAAAAACUAUGUGCAUGUGCAAAAAAAAAAAAAACUUGUUUAUUCCCAUACGGUUCAUCAUUGAUACAAAAUGUUCGCCGGUUUCUUUCCGAUGGACAAUGAUGAUGCAUCUGUUUUUGUUUCUGGAACUGGGAUGAAGACAAAAAAAGCUUGAAUAACAGUAUUUCAAACAAAUGUGUCAAAUCUACACCACUCCAUGUCAGAAACGGAAAAAAACGGUUAUUUUCUGAAGUUCAGGACUGACUGAAUCCUUUGCUGCCUGGUGUGUUAUCUGACUGGCAACCCUACAGUCAUUUCUACUAUACCAUUACAUUUUGUAUUCUAGAAGUCCUUGAAUAAAGAUAUAUGAAAAUUA